GUUUACCCUUCAAUCCUAAAAGGGUACCACCACCAUGGACACUACCGUCCUCGAUCAAGCAGGUCUUCCCAUGAAGCUGCCAGGUGCGCCACUGAACCCACCACUGAUCGAUUCGUCCGAGGACCCACAUCCAAGUCUGUCCGACUGGCAUGAUUACGAGCCAAACCUUGAGUUCGACGACACCGAGCUGUCCCAGCCGUCACCGGAACCGGGCAAUGCCACCGUAUUCGACGAUAUCAACUACUCGGCCGAAUUUGAGGUCCCAUCCGACGACGAAAUCAUCAAAACUACGCUCGAAGCCGACAAUUACGAGGAGCAGCUGACGAUGGUUGGGCACGAUGAAAGUGCUAUCCGGAAGGAUUUCAAGCGACGAAAAUUCAUCGAAUUCAUCGGCACGGACAAGCAGGGACAACCGAUCAUCGCGAUCUACGCCUGUCGAUUGCCAGAACGGAAGGAUCUGAACUCAAGCAUUUUCAUUGAUUUUAUCAUCAAAUCGAUGGAAGAGUUCGUCCAGAAUGACUACAUCAUUGCGUACUUCCACCAGGGCAUGAAGGACAACAGCAAGCCGGCACUCCAGUUUCUGUGGAAUUCUUACAAAGAGCUCGACCGAAGCUUUAAGAAGAACCUGAAGAAACUCUACGUGGUCCAUCCGACCACCUUCAUUAGAAUGGUGUGGUUCUUCUUCAAGCCGAUCAUCAGCGAAAAGUUCAAGAGCAAACUCAUCUACACGAGCAGCCUGGACGAACUGAAGCAAUCGCUCGGGUUGAACACGCUCAAGGUGCCGGAUCCGGUGCGAGAGUUCGACGAGAAGAUCAACAACGGCACCCGGUACACGCUGCGGGGCAGUAAAUCUAGUCUGAAGAGCAGUCGAUCGAUCGAGAACCUACCGAAGUCGGCCCAGUUUGGUGUGUCGCUGCGGUUCAUCAUCGAAAAUAGCGCCUGUCUUAACUGUAUCCCGCCGAUCGUGCGAAAGUGCGUCGACCAUCUGUCGCUGCCGGAUGUGGUGGAAACCGAGGGUAUCUUCCGACGGUCUGGUAACUACGCCCGGAUAAAGGAGCUGCGAGCGAAGAUCAACGCCGGCGAGGAGGUACAGCUCUCCAGCGAGGAUACGCAUGUCGUCGCAUCCUUGCUGAAGACGUUCCUGCGCGAGCUCGAGGAACCACUGCUCACGUACGAACUGUACGAGGACAUCACGCAGUUUAGCGAAUGGAAGACGGAGGAGCAACGGUCACGCAACGUAAAACAGCUGCUGCGCGAGCGGUUGCCAGAGGAGAACUACGAGCUGUUCAAGUAUAUCGUCGAGUUUCUCGGCAAGAUCAUGGAGCGGAAAGAUUUCAACAAGAUGACCUCCUCCAACCUGGCGAUCGUUUUCGGUCCAAACCUGAUUUGGCCGAAGCAGGAGCAAAUGUCGCUCGACGAGAUCGGCCCGAUCAACGCGUUUAUCGACUACGUGCUGCAACACCAGGACGACAUCUAUUUUGUGGACAUCAACAAAAAGGAUCGCGGUGCGUACGAUUAA
This is a messenger RNA of Anopheles nili, 1519 nucleotides long. RefSeq names its product rho GTPase-activating protein 68F (gene RhoGAP68F). The record is from RefSeq and is a predicted model, not a curated record. Gene Ontology annotation, biological process: small GTPase-mediated signal transduction; negative regulation of endocytic recycling. Gene Ontology annotation, cellular component: cytoplasm. Gene Ontology annotation, molecular function: GTPase activator activity. The transcript has 8 exons. The coding region runs from base 35 to 1519 and encodes 494 amino acids. NCBI's taxonomy places the organism in Eukaryota, Metazoa, Arthropoda, Insecta, Diptera, Culicidae.